AUGAGGACUACUGGCGCAGUGGACUGUUUGUACUAUUGCCUGCUCAUCCUGCAGUUUGUGCAUCAUCCCGACGCCAAGCAGGUGCUCCGGUACCGCCUGGCCGAGGAGGGACCCGCCGACGUCCGCGUGGGCAACGUGGCCGGGGACCUGGGCAUCGUGGCCGUGUCCGGCGAGGUGACGUUCACGCUGGAGUCCGGCUCCGAAUUCUUCAAGAUAGACAACUUGACAGGUGAGCUCACCACCAACGAGAGGCGGAUAGACCGCGAGAAACUGCAGCAGUGCCAAAUGAUCUUCGACGAGAACGAGUGCUUCAUAGAUUUCGAGGUGUCCGUCAUCGGACCGGCGCAGAGCUGGGUUGACCUCUUCGAGGGGAAAGUCAUCAUAUUAGACAUAAACGACAACACCCCGUCGUUCCCGUCCCCCGUCCUCACUCUGUCCGUGGAGGAAAACAGACCCAUCGGAACUCUUUAUCUGCUGCCCACAGCCACAGACAGAGAUUUUGGCAGGAAUGGAAUAGAGAGAUACGAGCUUAUUCAGGACAACGGGGAGAACUCCAGGCGCCUGGGGUCUUCCGGAGAUCCGUACUCUGGGAAGAGGAGAUUUGAGGAGGGGGCGAGCCGGAGCAGCGUCUUUGAACUGCAAGUUGCUGACACCACUGACGGGGAGAAGCAGCCUCAGCUCAUCAUUAAAGGGGCUCUCGACAGAGAACAGAGAGACUCCUAUGAGCUCACGUUGCGUGUCAGGGAUGGAGGAGACCCCCCUCGCUCCUCUCAGGCCAUUCUGAGGGUUAUGAUCACUGACGUGAACGACAACAGCCCUCGCUUUGAGAAAGCCGUGUAUGAGGCAGACCUGGCAGAGAACAGCUCCCCCGGCGCCCCCAUACUGCAGCUCAAAGCGGCCGACGCCGACGUGGGGGUCAACGGCCAGAUCGAAUAUGUGUUCGGAGCAGCCACGGAGUCGGUCAGGAGGCUGCUGAGGUUGGACGAGAGCACGGGCUGGCUGAGCGUGCUGCACCGCAUCGACCGCGAGGAGGUGAGCCAGCUGAGGUUCACGGUAAUGGCCCGUGACCGAGGCCAGCCGCCCAAAAUGGACAAGGCGACGGUGGUGCUGAACAUAAAGGACGAGAACGACAACGUCCCCGCCAUCGAGAUCCGAAAGAUCGGGCGCAUUUUCCUAAAAGACGGGGUAGCCAACGUGGCCGAGGAUGUAGUGGUGGAUACACCCAUUGCCUUAGUUCAGGUGUCAGACCGUGACCAGGGAGAAAAUGGCAUCGUUACAUGCACAGUGGUAGGUGAUGUGCCUUUCCAGCUCAAACCGGCGAGUGAGAUGGAGGGAGAGCAGACUAAAAAGAAGUAUUUCCUGCACACGUCCGCACCGCUGGACUAUGAAGCCACGCAGGAAUACAAUGUGGUCAUAGUGGCCGUGGACUCCGGAAGCCCCAGCCUGGCAAGUAAUAACUCGCUCACUGUCAAAGUGGGUGAUACUAAUGACAACCCUCCUAUUUUCAGUCAGAGUGUAGUAGAGGUGUCGUUCCCUGAAAACAAUGCCCCUGGCGAGAGGGUGACAACAGUGGCAGCCAUUGAUGCAGACAGUGGGAAGAAUGCUGAAAUAGCCUAUUCCCUAGACUCAUCAGUAAAUGGGAUUUUCUCUAUCGAUGCAGACAGUGGAGACAUCCGAGUAAACACCAUUCUGGAUAGGGAGCAAACAGAGCGCUACGAAUUUAAAGUGAUCGCCAAAGAUAAGGGCAUAAACACCCUUCAGGGCUCUGCGACCGUGGUUGUCCUCGUGGCCGACAAGAAUGACAACGAGCCAAAGUUCAUGCAGGAUGUGUUCACCUUCUACGUCAAAGAGAACCUAGAACCCAACAGCCCAGUUGGCAUGGUUACAGUAAUUGAUGCUGAUAAAGGUCAGAAUGCCGAGAUGGGUCUAUUUAUCGAAGAGGAGGAGGACAUCUUCUCUAUUGAGAAUGAGACGGGGACAAUUUUCUCCACCUUGUCCUUUGACCGAGAGCAGAAAACCACAUACACGUUCCGAGUAAAAGCUGUGGAUGGCGGUGACCCUCCCCGAUCGGCCACAGCCACAGUUUCGCUAUUCGUCAUGGACGAAAAUGACAACGCACCCACAGUCACUUUCCCGAUAAACAGCUCCUACACUCUUCUUCCUCCUUCGAGCAACAUCAGAACAGUAGUCAGGACUGUCAUAGCCACCGAUACAGAUACUGGCAUCAACGCAGACCUGAACUACAGCAUAAUUGGGGGCAACCCUUUCAAGCUGUUUGAGAUUGAUGGAGGCACUGGGGUCAUUUCGCUGAUGGCAAAGCUGGAGCAGAAGCACUAUGGCCUCCACAGACUGGUUGUCCAAGUCAAUGAUAGUGGACAGCCUUCGCAGAGCACCACUACGCUGGUUCAUGUGUAUGUUAACGAGACUCUUUCUAAUUCCACUAUAGUGGAGGCACAGGUGGCUAAGAGCCUGAGCACGUCCCUCAACACCAACAUUGCCGGUGACCCCAACUAUGAUCUAAGCAAGCAACGCUUAAGCAUUGUAAUUGGAGUAGUUUCGGGCAUCAUGACUGUCAUUCUCAUUAUUCUGGUUGUUGUCAUGGCCCGUUAUUGUCGUCCAAAGAAUAAGAACGGGUACGAGGCCGGUAAGAAGGAUCACGAGGACUUCUUUACACCACAGCAACACGACAAAUCCAAAAAGCCCAAGAAAGAUAAGAAGAAGCAAAAGUCCAAACAGCCUCUCUACAGUAGCAUCGUCACUGUGGAGGCCUCCAAACCCAACGGUCAGCGCUACGACAGCGUUAACGAGAAGCUGUCGGACAGUCCCGGCAUGGGACGCUACCGGUCAGUCAACGGCGGACCGGGCAGCCCGGACCUGGCGCGGCACUACAAGUCCAGUUCACCGCUCCCCACGGUCCAGCUUCACCCACAGUCCCCGACAGCUGGAAAAAAGCACCAGGCAGUUCAGGACCUGCCCCCUGCUAAUACCUUUGUUGGCACCGGAGAUAACAUUUCCCUUGGAUCUGACCACUGCUCCGAGUACAGCACUCAAACCAUCAACAAGUACAACAAACAGGAACAGGAAAAGGGCAAAAGCACAGAGAGAAGGGGCCACUCGUGCCCAGGUGGAUCACUUUUAAUCAGCAGUGAGCCACGGCAGCUUGUACUCCGUGUUCCCGCCGUGGAGCCCCCCUCGGGGCAGACGGGGCCCCCUGGGCUGAUGCGGCGAGCAAAACCAGUACGCUGUCCUUUAGCCAGCUCCCAGUCCUCGAUGCCCCGCCCUCGGGCCAGCUGUUCCCGCCGUGCCAAAGUCCUUGUCCACCUGAUUUGCAUCGGGCAAAGCCUCAACCCAACACACUUCCAACAGCACGGGCAAUAUCGCCAUGCACGAACAGAAAGAGCCCCUGAUCUAACUCCUCAGUCAUUUUCCACCUUUCAGAGUUAG
Menidia menidia (Atlantic silverside) is the source of this 3444-nucleotide messenger RNA. NCBI's taxonomy places the organism in Eukaryota, Metazoa, Chordata, Actinopteri, Atheriniformes, Atherinopsidae. The record is from the annotation of a GenBank genome assembly.